AUGGGCAUUGUGGCGGUGAUUGGCGGACAGUUUUACGGCUGGAACGAGUCCUUCAGCGUGGGGUUUGCGCCGUUUUUCUUGGCAUUCGUGAUGAUGGGGGCGGCGUACAUCAUUUACGUGGCGUGCGUUUCCGAAGUCGGGGGAAAAGUUCCCGGUGGCUCGUACGGGUUGGCCCGCGCAGUGCUGGGGUUUUACCCUGGAUUUCUCCUCAGCAGCCUCGAACUUCUCGAGUACACUUCAUUUGCGUCCGUGUCGGUGUUGUACGUGACCGAGUUUGCGACCACGUUUUUCAACUGGAACGAGGACUACCAACCGAUCUUGUGGCUGCUGUUCUACGCAGUGUUCAUCUUCAUCUUGGAAUCGCGGGGCAAGUACGUGUGGUGGUUUAUGCUCGUGUUCGUUGUGCUGUGCCUCGCGCCCACCGUUUUGUUUGUGUGUGGGUCGCUCUCGUAUGUCAACUUUCAAGCCAACGCCAUCCUUGUGGACGACGCGACCAACGAAACAACGUGGGCCACAGGCGAUAUUUCGUCGGCGUUCUUUGGCAUUUUACCGUCAACGACGGUGGGGUUUGCAGGCGUCGAAAGCCUCACGGUGGUCACUGGGUUUGUCAAAGAUCCAGCAGUAGCCGUGCCCAAGGGGACCGUGGCGGCCGUGUGGACGCUGUUCGUGUCCAACAUAGCACUCAUUCUCGUUCUGGCAUCCCUUCCCCCAGGCCUCGCGACGACUUCCACGGACGAGUACUUUCUCGAUCGUGGAUUGAGUCUAGGACUUGGCAUGUCCUCUGGACUGUCAGAGUGGCUCAUGAUGCCGGCGCAAAUGGGCAUGGCGUUUGGCUUUUUCAUUCCGUACGCUCGACUGACUCAAGCGAUGGCCGAUUCCAACUUGUUGCCAUCAUGCCUGCGACUCAAAGGUCAGCCCAACACGGGACGGGCGAUGAUCGUUGCGUCUGGGUUUGGGUACCUCAUCUGCCUCGUGUCGUUCUACAGCCCCAAGUUCAAACAAACGCUGCAAAACAUCUCGAUUCUGGCGGGGACAAUUUGCUACGCCGGCCAGACCCUUGGCUUUGUGAUGCUUCGAACCACGUAUAAAAUUGAUACCGCGGGGUACACGAGCCCGUAUGGCCUCGUGGGGGCGUAUUAUGUCUGGGUCGUGUUCUUGUGCCUGUUUGUGUCCAUUGCGGGGGG
Molecule: messenger RNA, 1184 nt
Organism: Aphanomyces astaci
Lineage: Eukaryota; Oomycota; Saprolegniomycetes; Saprolegniales; Verrucalvaceae
Exons: 1
Biological process (GO): transmembrane transport
Cellular component (GO): membrane
Source: RefSeq, a predicted model, not a curated record